AUGUAUGUUUUGGGAAUGGGUCUGGUAGACAUAAUAGUGUCCCUGACAAUUGAUCGUGCUCUGGUUACUUCUUGUGGUAUUUCAGAGUGUAUUUACUGCUUAACUAGUGUCGGUGUUACAAUUAUGACAUCAAGUCAUAAAUUAGCUUUAGGACUUCCUACUAAAUUAGCUCCAUAUCGAUCUGACACAGUUUACCCGGCAAUGAUAGCUACUACGCUAUCCCAAUAUGAAUAUGUUCUUAUAUGUGAUAAAUCCAACAUCCGAGUGUCUGGAUCACCACACUUCUCUAUAGGCUUCACAAAAGCUUUUUGUACUACUGAUCAGUCAUAUCUGUGUACAAAAAGACUUUUCUUUAUAGGAGGUCCCAAGAUGUUGGUGGACAAGCUGGUUUGUGCAUCUAUAUGUGAAGAAAGACUGGGAUGUAUACACUGCACAUAUACACCUUGGAGACAGACUUCAAAAACAACUCGUAUUUUUGCUAUUGGGCAUUUAAAGAGCUUAUUGAAGUGGUGCAAGCUUCCCGAAUUUCAGGGUUCUAUGCUUUUUGAGAGUGAAAAAAUCGGAUAUUUUGAUUAA
Molecule: messenger RNA, 576 nt
Organism: Phycomyces blakesleeanus NRRL 1555(-)
Lineage: Eukaryota; Fungi; Mucoromycota; Mucoromycetes; Mucorales; Phycomycetaceae
Exons: 8
Coding region: 1-576 (191 amino acids)
Source: RefSeq, a predicted model, not a curated record